GGCCAGGGCCCGAGGGCACCGGGAGCCACCUCCCUGCUCCUGAGCUGCCCCCUGGGCAGGGGCUGUGCUGGGCAGUGGGAUGCACUGCGCUGAGCUCCCCAUCAGCCCCGGCUCCAGCCCACGGGACCUGGAGCCUCCCCUGUCUCCUGGCGCUUCGUGGAUCCGGGUCGCUCUUCGUUCCAUCCGGGGUCUGAUUUAUGGUCAGGCUGAUGGCGCCGGGCGCUGGACCUUGGCAGGAGCCUGUAGGGCACCGUGCACCACCAAGCAGGCACCAGAGGACUGGCACAAGGCUGGCACACUGCCUCUCUUCACAGACUGCGAGCAGAGGCCCCAGGGAAGGACGGACCAGAGCCAGCUCCACCCCGAGCGCGGGGUUUAAAUCCAACCGGGGCGGCUGGGGGAGCUCAGACCUGGCUCCCGGCAGCACCAUGAAGCCAGCAGGCACCGUCCUCCUCCUGGGGCUCCUGGCCCUCAGGGCAGAGCUGCAGACUGUGCCCAGGGAGAAGCCCGGCGUCUGCCCCUCCUCAGCACCCGACGCUCUGGAUCCCUGCUUCUUCCUCUGCUCCAGUGAUUACAGCUGCCCGGGGAGUCAGAAGUGCUGCCUCAUCCCCUGCGGCUAUGCCUGCCUCGACCCCCUGCCCGCACCCAGGGACAUCUGCAGGCUCCCCCCAGACCCUGGCCCCUGCCCUGAGGCCAUCCCACGCUGGUUCUACCACUGGCCUUCCCGGCGCUGCAGGAGGUUUGAGUCCGGCAGCUGCUCCGGCAAUGCCAACAACUUUGAGACCAAACGCAAGUGUCUCUGGGCUUGUGCAAGCCACGGGAGCUGGGCCGCCUGCCCCGAGCCGCAGGGAGUGGGGCCGUGCGUGGAGCUGUGCGGGGCCGGCGGGGCUUGCGGGGAAGGAGAGAAGUGCUGCAGUAACGGCUGCGGGCACCAGUGCAUGAGAGUGACAGGAGGGCCCCCCUAAGUGCCCGGACCACCUGGGAUGGGCGGCUUCAGCACAAGAUGCGUCGCCAGGACCGGACCCAGCCCCCGGAGCACCCCCGCCCAGCCCCUGUGCGUCUCCAGCUGCUGCUUGGCUCCCUGGUGACCCAUGGGAAGGGGCGGUGCAAAUCACUGGAGGGGCCUGAGCAAGCCCCCUGCCAUGACACCCCUUCCCUGGCAGCGGGGUCCCCCGAGGGUGCGAGUGGGGGAAGGGGCAGGAGCUGAGGCUCUGGCCAUGGGUCCCUGGGUCCCUCCUUUUCCCAAUAAACACUGAUGGAUGCGCCCAG
Molecule: messenger RNA, 1269 nt
Organism: Alligator mississippiensis (American alligator)
Lineage: Eukaryota; Metazoa; Chordata; Crocodylia; Alligatoridae
Product: eppin
Exons: 6
Coding region: 198-965 (255 amino acids)
Cellular component (GO): extracellular region
Molecular function (GO): serine-type endopeptidase inhibitor activity
Source: RefSeq, a predicted model, not a curated record